Molecule: messenger RNA, 966 nt
Organism: Leishmania mexicana MHOM/GT/2001/U1103
Lineage: Eukaryota; Euglenozoa; Kinetoplastea; Trypanosomatida; Trypanosomatidae
Exons: 1
Coding region: 1-966 (321 amino acids)
Biological process (GO): peptidyl-L-cysteine S-palmitoylation; protein targeting to membrane
Cellular component (GO): endoplasmic reticulum; Golgi apparatus
Molecular function (GO): protein-cysteine S-palmitoyltransferase activity
Source: RefSeq, a predicted model, not a curated record
AUGUGCGAGGGUAGUAUACACACAGUGAGACCUCGCACCUGGUGCGGAUGGUGCGCGCUGGCAUGCAGCUACAUCCCAUGUGUGGUCGCCAUGGCCCUCAUCGCGGCCAACAUUGUUCCAUACCACCUCUGCUUCCUCAGAAUGCUUCGUGCCGCGUGCGAGAUCGGCAACGCGUCCUUUGUGUACUACUACUACUGCGUUGUGGUGAUGGUUCUUGCCGAGGUGAUGGUGUACGGCAACCUCUUGCUGGCCGUCUUCACCUGCCCUGACUUCGUGCCACACGUGCCAUGGUCGGAGGCUCCGGUGUACCAGGGCCGAUCUGUCAGUGACAACCCGUACGAGGUGUUCGAACUUGACCGGGCCGGUAGGCUGCGCUACUGCAGUUUCUGUAAGCAGUUCAAGCCGGACCAGGCGCAUCACUGCCACACAUGCCACUGCUGCGUCUACCGCAUGGAUCACCACUGCCCUUGGAUCAACAACUGCGUCGGGCGCGGAAACAGCAAAUUUUUUCUGCUGUUUGUCGGCUACAUCCCUGUUGGCGCAUUCCACAUCGUGUUUACGUCGCUCUUCAGCUGCGUCUUCCACUUCCCGAAGUUUUUCGAUAAGGCGCUGCAGGACGACAACGUCCUGCAGAGUAUGGUCAUCAUCUUAUCAAUUAUCUUCUCCAGCGUUAUGGGUAUCUGCUUCCUAGUGUUCGCCUUGCACUUCCUAUGCAUGGCCUACCGUGGCCAGACCUCCGUGUCGCGCAUGAUCACCUUGAAGAAGCAUCCCGACGAGCUGGAGCAAGCUCGCAAGCGCCAGGCCGAGGAUCGAGCCUUCUACAUGUUUGACCUCUGCGGUAGCGAUCAGCGGUGGUACCGGAUGAUACUCCCCUUCAAACCCGACCACGACCUCCGCCGUGCACCGCACGGCUACGUGCGUCGCUUCGGCGGCUCAGCAGAUAUGCUCUUCAUGAGCCCCGUGUAG